This is a messenger RNA of Podarcis lilfordi (Lilford's wall lizard), 37759 nucleotides long. Lineage: Eukaryota; Metazoa; Chordata; Lepidosauria; Squamata; Lacertidae. The record is from the annotation of a GenBank genome assembly.
AUAUUUUGUUAUGUGCAAAUGGAUUUAGAUACCUAUUAGGUCAAUAAAUUACCAUAUAGCAUAUGUUCAACACAAAAAACCGACAAUUUGUUGUUGUUCUUGUUGUUGUUGUUGACAAAGGACAGCUGGAUAUAUAAAGGGCCCCAUUGCCUUCAGUAGCUUAGGGCCUCAUCAAACCUAAAUCAGUCCCAGAGUGGGACCCAUUUUAUGGAAGAAGGUGCAAAAUAAAUGACUCGGAAGCGCUGCUUCCCCACACCUAAAACCAGUUUUCCAACAUGAGGGCAAACCUUGUUAUUUUAAGGAGCAGCAAGCAAAAGUAUUGAACACCCCUGCGCCGUCUCUUUCUGCUAUCGGCCUAAUGAAGCAUGCUGAGAAUAGUUCCACAGUAUAAAUAAGAUCACUCGUGUUUUUUAAGGUGUAAAUACAUUUGCAGCCUCAAAGAGAAGACCCAUGGGUGUAGCCAAAGGGGGUGGGCCGGGUGGCAGCUGGCCCCCCCAUCAAUAAAAAUCAAUAAAAAUACUUAACUGAGAUCCCCCCCCAACAAAAGCCUGCCCUCCCCCAACAAAAAUCCUGGCUACGUCCUUGUCUGCAGACCUUAUGUUUUUAUAGGAAUUAAUUGCACCACCUGUGAAACAGCUUCAUUUUUAUCAGAGCAGCUGAUGAAGGUGGAAGCCAAAACGUUUUACUGUAAAUAAAAUUAAGAUUUCUGUUUAGUCCUUGUAAUAAAUAUGUGCUACAAGAUCCAGAGCAAACUUGUCUGAAGUGCUCUUUGUUGCUUUUACUCUCCCCCUCCCCAUAUUUGGUAGCCAUACCGUGGUAUCCAACUAAGUUCUGCUCAGAGUUAACCCAUUUAAAGUAAUGCCUAAGCCAUGUCAAUUACUUCUAAUAGAUCUACUCUUGAGUAUAACAGACAUUGAAGACAGCCCAUAUUGUUGCAUCCAUCUAAGUAAAAGUCCAUUGCUUUCAAUGGGUCUGCAACUUAAGUUGGAGGCCAUGCAUAUUCUGUUAAUAUUAUUACUGUUAAGAAUUCCUUUUUUAUAUACCGAAAUUGAUUUGCAGUGGCAUUGCUAGGAGCAGGGUUUUUUUUAAUUAAGAGCCUCAUAAAAUAUCCAUUUCUCUUUUAAAAAGGUAACAGACAUAGUGAACAAAUUCUUACUGAACAAGAUACUUUAUUUAGAGACCACACCUUUUAAAAAAAUCAUGUCUAUUUACAAUCAAAUAUAAGAUGCAAUUUAACCUUCCUAUUAAUAACAGUAGGAUGCAGCAUCUGAAACGCUCCCCCCCCCCCCAAAACAAUGACACUGUUGUGCCAGUGAAAGGUCUGAAAGCAAAUGUUUCAAAUUGAGGGCAUUUCUUUCUUGAGUGUUGACGCCUCUGACCCAGCUCGGGCUGCCCGCCUUCCCGCAUUUGGGAAUGACUGGAAGUGGAUUGGCUGCCAGUGAGCUCAUGUAUUUAUGGAUCACUUUCCCGCUAGUAGCAGCAACAGCAAUGUACCACGUAGGCUCCUUCCGCUCGGUGAGAUGCUGCUGUUCCCAACGCCACACUUUGUUUUUCUCUCUCCCUCUGCUGACCUGACCGUAUUAUGUUGGCUCUGCAGAAAUGUCGAGCCGCUCUUCCCUUUGCGGGUGCUAAUACCCUUUGUUGGUAGGGUUUACUGACGUCACGAGGCAAAUGGCUGAGCUCGAAGCUGGGAGCUGCUGAGUUUACGUGCCGGUUUCACCUUCGGCGGCAGCGAGCUGUUGUCACAGAGAGCUAACGCUCAUUUUCCACUUGCAGAGAAGGGAUUGCUGAAUAGGAGGAGGACGGUGGCGGAAGCACCCCACAGCCGUCGACGGGGUGAAUGAAACAACCUCAGGAAAUGGAGAAAGAAUAAACCCAAGCAGCUUUGGAUUUAUAAUGCAAGCAGCUUGUGCAGGAUCCAUAGUCACCUUGCUCUCCUGCUUUUGGAUUUAAGAUCAUGUACGUGGGUUGUGUUAUUUGUUCCUUGAGUGUUUCCUGUCUCUGGCAAAAACAAAAACAACAAAACCCGUGUGCCUUGAGAAAAUAAUCAUGAUUCUUGUCGUCACUUGAAAAACAUCAUUUGCUUUUCCGCCUCUUCUCCCUUUCCCACAUUCUUUUCAUUUUGUCAUAAUAGAUGUUUGAUACCAGCAGAUUAAAAACAUUGUUUAUUUGUAGGUCCGUUCACGUUGUAGCUUUUGGAAAUGAAAGAGGCGGCUUUUCCGAGGAUGAUCAGCAGAGGAGUCUGAUUUGGACCUAUCUUGGGAGAAGUGCUCUGGUUUCAGAGACUGACAGCAGCUUGUUGUUAAACUCUGCCAACUAUGUUAGAAAUCCUGCAUUCACCGAAUAUCAAGCCUGUGUGUUUGGAAAUGUCAGAUUGGUGGUACAUGACUGUCCUCUCUGGGUAAGAGACUGUAAUAUGAAAUUAACAGAGCCAUCUUAAAUGUAUUUACACAGGGAUCUAAUUGAGUUCCAAGGGGUUUACUUCCUUGUAAUUAUGCUAAUAUUGUAGCUUUUCAGUGCAAUCCUAAUCAUGUCUUCUGAAGUAAGUCCUAUUGAAUUUAGUGGGGCUUACUCCCAGGUAAGUGGAAUUAGGAUUGCUGCCUUAGUUUAGUCAACUUCUAAACCAGUAUAAGGUUAUUAGAACAUAGCUUCAUAGAAAAAGAGAACUGAAAAUACUAUAUUCUGUAAAUUACUGCCAUUUGAAUAAGUUCAUUCCUUGAAGAAACGUGAAAAGAUCAAAAGAAAGAGGACCAUCACCUGCUGUUCUGAUAUGGAAGUCAUGUGUUCCAGAGAAUAAACACAUCUUGGAGGGUUGAAAAACUGUUUUAAUGCAGACAUUUAGCUGGAACUAAUAGAACAGUAAAGCAACUAAUUUUCUAUGAGGCUUUCAGCUUUGAACUUAAUUGACAGUUGCAUGAUUACAAAGUUUUGAAAAGAGUGCAUGUUCUGUUAUUUAUUUUUGUAAUAAGUUGUCCAUAUACCAAUUUGGCUCUUAAUAGUGUUUCUGGAGUUAGUGAUAGGGUCACUUAUCAGGAAUCACAUUUAUAACUUUUUGGUAAGACCUUGGGUAAAUUAUAUUGGGUCAACUUAUGGUUCUGUUAGUAAAUUUCAUUUAUUUUCACUUAAAGAGAUUUCCUCCCUACCCUCAAUCCUUGUAUGCAACAUCUUCAUUUACAGAUAUUCUAUAAAAAAUCAUGGCUUCCCAACCACAACUGGGCUGCAUCGAAAGCACCACCACCUCCAUUUUUGGAGUGUUUGUGUAUGCUUUUAAUAGGAACAAUGUGAUGUGAGUAAAAUGAAAGAGAGGGGAAGAAAGACAGACACAUGCAGUUUAAAAUUUAAACAUGGGGGCCAGGUCUGAAAUGGGUGAAGACUAUGGUUCUUUAGAAAUUCCUAAAUGUUUUGAGAUGGCGUACAUCAAGGAAAAUCUUGCGAGUGACUGAACGGUUGGUUAUUUUGGAGUUUACUGGUAUCUAAAGAUGUAACAUACAGUAGAUUGUUAACAAGAAUCUAUUCCCUGAAAUUAUCUGAUUCAUGUGGACCACAUUCUUUGGGCCUUUUCCAAAAAGCAGCUUAUAAUUUUGAUACCCACCCUCUCUAGUGCCAUUAUAUUUGCAACCCCUUGGAAUGGAAGAGGGGUAAUCUUGUUGCUGAGCCAUAGCCAUUUUCAACAUAUUGGGAUAUGUGUUGUAUAGCAGAAGUGCACAGUAUCUGAAGAGAGUAUAUGGAAACCAGGAAAAAAAUAAUAAUUUAAAUGACAGGGCAUUUAAAGUACAAAGUGGCACGGGUAGAGUGAGGAGUUACUAUUGUGUUACUCUUCAUUACAUUGUUGUAAGCAUUAUUAAGUAGUGAAACCAUGAUCAUAUAACUUCAGUGCAAUAGUUGCUGUUGUAGGGGAGAAAUUGAAUUUUCAUAGUAACUCAGUAAUGAAGCUUUAUUUUAGGGAACAUUCAAAUCCGUGAACUGGUUUAGUAGACGAAAAAGGUCCCCUGUAUCCCUGGCAUAUGCAUACCAUGUGCCCAAAACAAUAUUGUCUAGGAAGAACUUUUGUUGUGUUAAAAAUCCUAUCGCUUAAGAUAAUUUUACAGAUUCAAAAAGUGAAUAAUUACAAAUAGUGUUAAGAUAUCUCUUGCCUCAUGACAAAUCCUGAGGACAAUGUUUAAAAAUUCAUUCUGAACUAUUAAAUCUAGAAUGAAUAACAUGGUCUGGACCUAUACCCACAGUUAAAAACAUGAAAUAGAUUGAACAGCUUCACACAAAGCUUUCAUAGUUUGUAGUUUUUCUGAUCAUAUGUGCGGAACAGUGAUUUAAGAUCAUUACCCUUUCUCAAUCUGAGAGUUAUCCGCGACUGGACCUAAUGGUCAGGGAUCCCUUUACCAUUACCUUUACCCUUGCAGGAUGCGGGUGGUGCUGUGGGUUAAACCACAGAGCCUAGGGCUUGCCGAUCAGAAGGUCGGCGGUUCAAAUCUCCGCAACUGGGUGAGCUCCCGUUGCUCGGUCCCUGCUCCUGCCAACCUAGGAGUUCAAAAGCAUGAAGUGCAAGUAGAUAAAUAGGUACAGCUCUGGCGGGAAGAUAAACAGUGUUUCAAUGCGAUGCUCUGGUUCGCCAGAAGCGGCUUAGUCAUGCUGGCCACCUGGCCCGGAAGCUGUACACCGGCUUCCUCGGCCAAUAAAGUGAGAUGAGCGCCACAACCCCAGAGUCGUCCGUGACUGGAUCUAAUGGUCAGGGGUCCCUUUACCUUUACCUUUACCCAUUCUCAAUCUGUGCUGUGCAAUGAUUAGUAUAUGCACACAUAUGUUUGUGUAUGGAAACAUGCAGAGACAACUGACAGUCAACAUUAUUGAUUCAUCUGACCUUGCAUUUACUGUCUGGAACAUAAUGCAAUCAAGUUGGGUUACUUCUGCUAUUUAUUAUUAGUGUUGAAAACUAGUAUUUUAUGCACAUCUCAAAUUGGUUGACUAAACAGUACAUUCCUAUAUGUGUCUACUUAGAAAUAAACUAACUCUUAGAUGUGUAGGUAUACAAUUGCAGUGUCAGCUUUCUUCAGGCAUAAUGUUUUUUGCAGCAAUUUAUCUGAGCUUUUCAGAUAUUUACAAGUCAGGCAGCAACUCCCGAAAUUGCCAUGUUGAUCAGUCUAGCUCUAGUACAAUGUGGUAGAAAUAUUAGCACAUAUAGGAUACAGUAAUUACUGUUGUGCAAGAGUAGCAACAAUAGCUCCAGAUCCUAUGGGUAAGAGGUACUUUUUAGAUAUAAAAUACUCCCAUUGUGGUUAACUUGUUUUGCAAGUAAAACAAACAAGUGAGACCUGUAACAGACCAUUGCAGCAUUAAUUGUGCCUGUUUAGUGUUCAUUCAGUUACUCAUGGCCUUUCCCAGGGAACACUUUCUCUCCCUCUUCCACCCAGUCAAUAUUCUGUUGCACUGAGCAUGCUCGGUCCUCACUGGGCUAUUUUUGGGGUUCCCUCCCUUGGGGUUUCCCCCUAAAGUUGUGGUUGUUUUGUUUUGUUUCGUUUUUGCACUUUUGCAAAUCUUGCCAUUUCCCUCUUUCUUGAGUAUGGAUGGUGCUACUUUGGCUGCACAAGGAUCUACAUCCAUCUCUGAACUUCUGAAAUGGAGGGAAUUGACGUCUAGAAGGACCUAACUAUCAUGGUCUAAGAAUUAUGUCAAGGUUGCUAAUGUCCCUGCAGAAGUCUGGGAUUUCAGCAUAGUUGCUCUCUAAUUGGGCAAAUAUUUGAUCAACAUUUAGAAUGGUGGGGUGAAGAAUGUACAGAGAUAUGCCUGUGAAUUAACACUUCUCAGUACAUUCAUUCACUAAACAAGUUUUAAUGCAUUAAUUUUGGUUUUAUUAAUCUUCCAGAUCUUGUUUUCUGCGUCUUCGAUUUUCACAUUUCUCUAUUCCUUCUCCUUUGAAUGUACUUUUCUGUUCUGUUCCCGUCUUGUGUUUACUUCCCACAAAUCUAAACAUUCUGAAUUUAUCUCUUUCUCUAUUUUGUCUAGUGUUAUUUAGAAUGUUGGGAAGUCUAAUGCUAAUCUCAAAUUGUUGUGCUAUUUCUGCACUUCUGCAGACUGGAAUUUUACAAACUGAAAAAUAAGGAGAGCAGGAGAUUACUCUGAAAGCCUUUCAUCAGCUAGUAAUAAGUAUACAUUGCAUAAGAAGCAAGGACAUCAGACUGGCCUUUCCAUUCUCUAAUAGUGAACUUUCCAGAAUACUACUGGAGAAACAAAUGUAGACUAUCCGGUGGCCUCUGCUUGUAAGAAUAAACAAAAGAUUGUCAUUCUCCAUACUUGGACAUUCAGAAUUUUAUUAUAAUAAUUGAAAUAAGAGAAUGGGGGGAAGUGCCAGUCAAAGGAAGUAUUGGAAUGCAGAUUAUUGUAUGCUGGGAAUGUGUAGGCUGGAACAAGCUCAAAUAAUAGUAAAGUAUCUCACAGAGGAAAAAUAAGCCAGGUUCUCUUCUAUAACACUAUAGUUGGUUAGUUCUUUAUUAAAAGAAAGUUUGGGUAUACAUUUAAAAAUUAGUAAGUACUUCAUUUGGAUUUCAAUGAUUUUUCCCAUUUUUAUGGCUACAAAUGUUACUGAUAUUCAGAAAAGAAUACACAUUUAUUUAAAUUAUGAUUAGUAUUCAUACGGUACAACCAUGCCAGGGAUAUUAUGCCUAGAUUAAGCUGUCAGUAGUGCAGGUGACUUUGAAUUACGCCUUCCCAUUAAUUUCUUUAAAAGGCAGCAUUUUAAAAAACGAACCUCAUGUGUUUUUAAGUUAUAUUCGUACCUGUGAACAGAUUGUUGUAGCUACAAUCUACCAGAAAUUAAAAACAAUUUUGCUGCAUAAAGAUUCCUUAUAAAUAAUACACCAAUAAACACAACAACCAGAGGUUCUAAAACCAUACUGAAUGUUGGUCUUUGAAUUGGGAGGUCUAGAUCCAAAUUGCUGUGCACCUAUUAACUCACCAAUUAGUGUCAUGCACUCAGUUCCCUAUCUCUAAAGUGGAAAUAUUGAAGACAGGGUUGCUGCAAAAAUGAAUGAGAUGAAGUUUAAAGGUAAUUUUUCAUAGUAAUGCAUUUGUUAAUUUUAGCCAUCUCUAUGCAAAUGGCUUUAAAGUAAAAACAAACAAAACUGUGACUACAAAUUCUGUUCUUGACUUUAGCAACCAUUCAGUUCAUCAUAAAAAAUCACUCUUUUAUAUUACUUUUGUGUGGAGGACUAUUUUGCCAGUUGCUCUUGAUCCAUAUAAAAUGGAAUUUAGCUCCAUCUUUUUGUUUUGUAUAGGAUAUUUUUGACAGUGACUGGUACACAUCUCGGAACCUUAUUGGAGAAGCAGAUAUCAUUGUGAUUAAAUACUCUGUAAAUGACAAGUCUUCAUUUCAAGAAGUAAAGGACAUUUAUGCACCACUGAUAAAAAAAGCGUUAAACCACUGUUCAAUUCCUGUCAUAAUUUCUGCUGUUGGUGCAAGACAAAACGGUAUGUGCUGGAACUCAUCUUAUAAACAGCUGAGGUAUCGAUAUGAGACUAAGUGUUGGAUUAAUCAUGGUGGGGGAAAACUAUGCUGUUAGUUCAAUCAUGAUACGCUUAAUGUUUGGUCACAAAACAUUUGUACUGUUGGUUAGAUUUGUUAUAGUCAAGAGACUUGUUCCAGAAUUGCACUUCUACGUGGUUGGUAAAGCACUUAGGUUUGUGUACUCUUGUGCUGUUACUGGGGCUAAGCCAGGAAAUGCAAGUUUGUCAAAUUUAGUUGGUUUCAGAAUUGCCGCUUUUGAUAUGUUUCAGCAGACUCCUGUGCACAUUGACUUGAAAGUAAGUCCCAGAGUGUUCAGUGGGGCUUAUACCUUAGUAAGUGUGGGUAAGAUUGCAACAUUAAAAUGCUUAUUGACAUUGCAUAUCAGUCAUUUGCUUGGAAAAUUCUUUACAGUACUUGCCAAACAUUUGCCUACUCUUUCACAGUAUCAGUUCUGUGUGUAACAGGUAACUUCCUAACAUCAUUUCCUUUCCGUAGUAUAGACUUUACAUACUGUAGGUCAAUCCCAGUAGCUAAGGGAUUCUAUUAAAAGGGCAUACCUCUGUCACCUUUGCAUUCAGAAGUUGAAGUCAUGCAGGCUGUAUUGUCUGUGCUAAAGCCACAUUGGUACCCGUCAGGUGUGUGGUCUGCUGGGAUCCCACAGAUUGUGUAGGAACAUAACUUAUUUGAGUGGAUCCUGCACAGUUGCAAUUAUAUUAAAAUGAUCCAACCAUAUGGGCAGGUCUGAUCAAAAGUGCCCGCCCCAUGAAAUUGGCAUCCUCUCCUCAUACUUCUCUGGUUAGAACCGAAAAGAUUAUUCGCUUCCCAUGUGGGAGCCACUCAUGAAAAAGUUAUUUAAAGGGUGCCUGAUGUGUUUGACUUGAACUUGGACUGAGGCUUUAAUCCCUUUUGAGCUAUGAAGCUCUGGGUAAAUCCCUGCCUAUAAAUUAUCCCACUGCACAAGUUUGUUAGGUGAAAUUUAUGCUCUGGCUGAUGAAUGCCAUCUUCUGAAAAAUUGGUAAAGAUGGUAAAAAAUGAUUUUGCACAUUUGAUUUCUACUACUCUCUCUCGUGUAUGUGAAGAUCUGUUCUGAAUCUCAUCGUCCUUAGCUUUUGCAUGAGCAGAGUCCAUUGUCAUAACUUUAGCUGUGCCAUUGUUUCUCAAGCUUCUAAUAGCUGAGAUACAGAUUUGAGCCCUUACUCAUGAAAAGGUUUACUCAGCAUGGCCCAGAGUAGUGUUACUUUAUGUCUCCAUUUUGGUAUGCCUCAUGGGUAAUUUUGCUGUGUAUCUGUAUCAUGAGCAAUUGAAUGAUCCAGACACAUCUGUGGCAAAAUUACCCUGCUCUCAGUGGAAACUGAAGGAGGCUUGUCUAGAGCAUUUAUUCAGGCAGAGGCAUAGUGGGUAGCAUCUUUGAGUGGUUAUUUCAGGUUGACAGGAAAAUUGAAAUUUUAACGUAAUGUAUUUAUUGUGGCAUAGUGACAGGCAUAUUAGCGUUCCUGCCCCCUAGAAUGUUGUUUGGGCAUUUAUGAGCUAUGCACCUUUAGUUUUAAUGAUGUUUAAUGAAUUCUGAUGAAGGCAUUAUUUGUGUGAAAUCUGAUACAGUGUCAAAAGUGGGGGGAAAAGUUUUUGUUUCUUCCUUACUUCUGGUACUUUCCAAGCUAAUGUGAUUAUUAUUGGAAAGUAGUAGCAUCAGAGUAGUCUGUAAUUUCUUAUUGGGAAGCAUUUGUUAAAAAGUUUAUUCAUUACUUAAUACAUUGUCAUGUUUUUGUCCAUUAUAUUGUUGUAAGUUGCAGCUACUUUUAAGUGGUUUUUUAAAUAUAGUUGCUGUAAUGCAGUCCACUGAAUUCUUAAGCUUUGUUGCAUUAUGGGUCCCAAUACCUUGCAGACCAUUUCCAUAUGGUAGACUAUUUGAAAUGCUUUUUAAUUAAAACUAUGAUGCCACUGUACUGAAUAGCAACAUGAAGGAAAAGGGGAAACUUUUCCAGAUUAAAUUUGUGUAAAAAAGGAGAACAUGUACAAGAAUGAAACUGCUUUGUAUGGUCACACUGUUAAUAAACAGUAUAUUCUACUUUAUCUGAAAACAUGCCAUCAAAUUCAACAAUAGUUUCUACCAUAGUAAGAUUGUAAUAAUAUGAACCAGUUUGAUAUUCAUCAUACUUAUUAUUUAAAAGGCUGCAAUUUAUCCUCAUUGAUGUAAUACCUGAUUCCCAAUUGAAAUUUCUUUACUGGAAUACUUGUGGGCAGUUAACACUAAAAGUAUAAAAAAGGUUGUGUUGCAUGUUAGCCAAACUCUAUGAAGUAAACCUUGAAAAUUAUCCAUAGGUAAUGAUGCUUGGUGAAAAUGUAUCGAUGUCUCAAAUUUCUCUCUCUCUGCAUUUAUAUAUACAGAUCUAUGUUCUAUCAAACUGAAUUAUACUCAGAAUAGACCCAUUAAAAUUAUUGGACCCAAGUUAGUCAUGUCCAUUAAUUCCAGUGGGUCUGCUUUGACUAUGCCUACCAUUGGAUCCAACCUUAUAUUUGUCAUUUUUGUCAUGCUUUUGCAAGGCAAUAACUUAUUUGGAGUAGUUGAUAAUCAGAAUAUAAAUGACCCAAGAGAGAUUAUUUCAGUGUGACUGCACCACUGCUUUUACAGUAAGAACUGUCAGUAGAUUUCUUUUUCAUGAAAUAUUAUCUGAUGUGGUUCAUAGGCAAUUUGAUAUAUCCUAGGGCAUACUAGAGAUUAAAUUUAGGGGGCAAGAAGAUCUUGUCUUUUUGAAUAUCAGUCCCAUGUACACUGAUAAUACAAUAUAAUAAUGCACUUAUAUAUUUUUAUUUAUAACAGCACAAGUUUGUUUUCUAUGGGAAUCUUUUUCCUUUAGUUAACAAUGAAAAUAACAGAUAAUGCUGUCUGCAGAGCCUUGUUUACUCUGUCUGUGGUUCUACUGACACUGCCUAGUAAGGAAUGCAGAAUUCUUGUGUAAUAUCAUGCUGACUGCAAUUUAGAGGAAAUUGUGGUCUGGCAAAUGUCCUUGCAAAGUGUUACAAGCUUUCCUCAUUAUUUGCCUUAUGAUUUAUAAUGGCCUACCAUUGAAACUUGUCUUAAAUUUUUGAAACUUUUGAGAAAUUGAAAAGUGAAGUGACAAUAAUAAGACGCUUAAUUUAAUUUGGGGGGGAAAAUACUGUGUCAUGCAAUUAAUCAUUUUGGCAAGCCAUAUUUGCAUUUCAGGAGGGAUCUUUGUAGAAAGCCUUGAUGCAACCUUAGCUGUUAUACAUCAGACAAACAGCGAAUAACAAGAUAAGGGGUGGUAUUCAGUGCUAGUCCUACUCAGAGUAGACCUGUUUAAGUAAAUGUACCUUACUAGGUUCAUUAAUUUCAGUGGAUCUACACUGAGUAGGAUUUAGUUGAAUACAACCCAUGUUCAAAAAUAGCUUGCAAUAAGAAAAGUAAGAUAUAAUAUAAUUAACAUGAAAAUUCUUGUUUAAUUCUUGUUGGAGUAGCUCUGCAUUUGACUUGCAUUAUUUAUGCUGUUAAUAGAUUUAAAAAUCUUACCUUUUGUUGAAUGUGCUAUUAAUUCCUUAGUAUGAUUUUGAAGCUACUGAAGAAGAGCCAAUGUAAUUAAAAUAUUUUGCAUAAAUAAUUUGUUUUCUCAGAAGUUCCCUGCACUUGUCCUUUGUGCAUCUCAGACAGAGGGAGUUGUGUUACAGCUUCUGAAGGGAUUCAGCUUGCUAAAGAACUUGGAGCUACUUAUUUGGAACUGCACAGUCUCAAUGAUUUCUACAUAGGAAAAUAUUUUGGAGGAGUGGUAAGUAGAAAAGAAUCUCAGAAUGAUCAAAUGGUAAGAUUUCAAAUAUCUUUUGAAAUUUGGGCUAUGAUUUUUUUGGAUGGAUAUGGACAUUGGUUACUGCUCUGACAUUGGCACACAGCCCCUGCUCUGACCUGAAGUCCACUGGAUGACAUAGGUCAAUAUAUAUAUAUAUAUCUGUUUUGUACACUAUCCCCACAGAGAGCCAGCAUGGUGUAGUGGUUAAAGUGUUGUAUUAGGACCAGGGAGAACAGAGUUCAAAUCGCCACCCAGCUGUGAAGCUGGGUCAGUCACUCCCUCUUAGCCUAAUAUGCUUCACAAGGUUAUUAAGAGGAUAAAAUGGGAAAGGGGAGAAUCUUGUAUGACACCUUGAGCUCCUUGAAGGAAAGACGGGAUAUAAAUGUGGCAACGCAUUAUGACAGUUUAAACUUUAGCUUAAAGCUAUCAGACAGAGUUGUUGCAAGGGUAAAUUGUAUAAGUGAAAUAAACGGUGUAAUUGGAACAUUUUGCUCAAGGUACCACAGGAAAUCAUAUUAGGAAAUGGGGGUAUUUUCACUGACAACAGUCUUGCACUGCCUCUUCUCUCUCUCUUUUUUUUAAAUGAUAUUUAUUGAGAAUUUAAAAUUACAGAAAGAGAAAGGAAAAAACAAGAAAAAAGAAAAGGAAAAAAGGUAGACAAAAAGAAAGAUUAAACAAUAUAAGUCAAUAAAAACAAAAGUCAAAAAAAACCAAACCAAACAAAACACACAAUACAUCAGAAUCAAAAAACAAAAAUAAACAAAAAAUUUAAAAGCAAAUCCAAUAUUCCCAAAUCUUUAUCUUUCAUUAACUUGUUUCAUCGACCUCCUCACACCUCCCUUUUUUGUAUUCUAGUUAUUAAUUAUCUCAGCAAAUCCUUUUCAUCUUUCACAAUAUUCUGUCAUUAAAUUACCUUAAUCUAUUUUAACCUUAUCUUACCAUAAAAAACCCUAAAGCUUAAAACUUAAAUCUUAUUUAUACCUAAUUCUUUUUAACAAAACAUAUUUAUACAUAAUUCUUUUUAACAUUUCUACUAAAGCCAAAUAGUUUCAUUCCAACAUUUUUCUAAUGCUCAUUAAUUUUACAAUGAUUUUCUAGAUGAAUUUUUAAAACUUUCUUCCAAUCUUCAUCUGUCGUCUCUUCUUCCUGGUCUCGGAUUUUGUCAGUCCUUUCUGUCCCGUCCAUCUAGUCCAUCAACCUGGUGACCUUCUAUCCGAGGCUCUUAAGUCUUUUCCAUGUCCCUUCUGCAGGUCUUCGUCAUGUUUAUACCUGCACUUUACUUUAUCUUCUGCUGAUCUUAUUCUUAAUUUCCUUCCUUUCUCUCGGGGAGACUCCAACUUGACAAUAUUUUUAUCCCUUCUCAAUAAGUCAACCCAUUCUCCAUAGUCAACACUGAAAUCCAAAAGAUAUUUGAAGGCAUGUUUCAAAGUUCCUCCAAGGUUAAGGGCCCCCACAACUCCAAACUCCCCCUGGCCCAAAGCCAGAUCCGAAAAGUCAAAACAUCCCUGCAUAGGGGGAUCUUUCCAACUUCCCAUCUCCAGACCAAACAGUACUCCAUCUCUCCAAAUCUGACUUUCUCCAGAUUCAGUCGUCAAAAACAGCAACUUAUGUUCCUGCAUGGCCGCAGCUCUCUCCAUUUCUGGUACUUGAGGUUCAGCAACUACUUCCUCCUUUAUCUUCUUCACCACUUGCUCUGUCAAAGCACAUUCCUGGGUUAAUUCCUGAGUGGUUUCUAUAUAAGUAUUCACUGUUUGUCCAAAAUUUCCAACUGCAACAGUCAUCAAAUCCAUCUUCUCAUGUAGCUGUUCCAGUAAAGCACUUGUCUUGCAAAAAGCAAGCACUAAAGCUUCUUCUGGGCACAUUCUUGUUUAAGGUCGGUGUCUAAUUCCCACAAUCUUUUAUCUCUACAGCUGUAGAAUUCCCCAGAUCAACUCCAGCAACAGUUUCACAAGCUCCCUCUAGAGGAAACAAUUUCUAUUUGUAUCCGUCUUUUUAAAAGCAGACCUAGCAACAAAGUUCCUUUCGUUUUCCAGAUAUUUUGUUCCUUUUAAGUGCAAAAGGGAACAUUGGAAUCAAUAUGUUUCUCUUUUUUAACUAUCUGUCAAAAACGUUUUAUCCACAGUCAAUGAACUUCCCCAAAGUGUCUGUCUCUGACACCCCGCUCCCAGGAUCAAGACGGUGGAAAUUUAUCUUUCUUUACUCUCUCUUCUGCAGGUUUAAACAGUCUAAAAAGAUUCCCCCCUCUUCUCCUGCUUCCAAGGGGGGUAUAGUGAUUUUAACUGAUGGAAAUUUAGUCCUUUACAAACGACUUUCCAGACUCUAGCUUGUAAUGUCUUUGCUUCAAUCUAUUUACAAAAGCGGAAGGCGGACUUCCUGUUUAGACCUUCCCGCUUCGGUGCCAAAUUAAAAAGUUUUUUAAUCCAAUUUUCCGUUCUACUCACGGGCAGUUGUUUAAAAUCCAAUUGUCCACAGGAAAAAGUCAGCGCUCUCCGGCAACAGCAAUGCGGCUUCACUCCGUGAAAAGAGCAGUCGAUUCGAAGCACCAUGCCAUUCACCCCACGUCGCUCCGGAUCCCCGAAACUGGGUUUCCCCGCGAGUAGGGGAGGCGCAAAAGGUGCCAGCCGAAUCCCACGUCCACAGGCUUCUCCCGCCUGUGGUUUUUAGUGGGUCUCCACCUCGCCGCGGCGGUCCAGACCCUGGUUCUCACGAAGCGGAUUCCUCCUGGUCAGAGGAAAUCCGCCUUUGCCGGAGGCGCUAACCCGGAAGUCCCGCACUGGCUCUUCUCCAAGCCAUUUUUAAGGCCACCUCCUUCAUUGUUCAAAGUUCACUAUUUUGGAAGGAGAAAGUCUACAUGUACAGUGGUACCUCGGGUUACAGAUGCUUCAGGUUACAGAUGCUUCAGGUUACAGAUGCUUCAGGUUACAGACUCCGCUAACCCAGAAAUAGUACCUCGGGUUAAGAACUUUGCUUCAGGAUGAGAACAGAAAUCGUGCUCCGGCGGUGUGGUGGCAGCUGGAGGCCCCAUUAGCUAAAGUGGUGCUUCAGGUUAAGAACAGUUUCAGGUUAAGAACGGACCUCCAGAAUGAAUUAAGUUCUUAACCCGAGGUACCACUGUAAUGAAUAGUACUUGGAGGAGUGGAACUUAAUUAAAUUGAAAUGCAGCAAAAGUGUUUCAGCACUAUCGUGAAUGUGCUUUCUGAAACACCUUUGAGUUCAGUGGGACUUGCUCCUAGUAUGCGAGUACAGUGGUACCUCGGGUUACAUACGCUUCAGGUUACAUACUCUUCAGGUUACAGACUCCGCUAACCCAGAAACAGUUUCAGGUUAAGAACGGACCUCCAGAAUGAAUUAGGUACUUAACCCGAGGUAGCACUGUAUAGUAUUACGCCCUUAAUCUGGACGCAUUUCGUACAGUUGCAAUAUGUAAUAAGUGCUGUUGUUGCAUACUCCUAGCUGGGGCAACGCUGCCGCUGAUUAGUAUGGAUAGGGCAGCGGAAGCAAUGGGUUGGUGGUGGCAUUCAGGGGUGCACGUAAGGGUUGGGUUGGCCCCUGCUAAGGACGCAGGCCCAUGAGGGCACAAAAAUUGUGCCACUUUGAGUGGCUCGGAGCCCAUAGCCGUCUUUCCUAUUGGGUUUACUGGCGCAUUGCGCCAGGGCGCUGGCCUCUCGGGGCGCCCAAUGAGUGGGGGAGCUGCGUGGCUUUUCCGGCGGCCUCCCCUUCCCUGCAUGCCUGCCAGCUGUGCCCCGUCAACCAUAUGGCUGGCGGGCGUGCAGCUUGCCUCCCAAGCCUCCGUGGGAGGAGAGCGAUCCCCACAGAGGCUUGGGAAAAGGUCAACAGCUCUGGGAAAUGGAGGGGGGCAGCAUGCCGGAGGGAUCUUUGCACCACGGCGCCAGAUACACUUAAGACGGCCCUGUCAGAGCCCAUCUGUGCUCUCUUUUCUGAGCGGCUGGGCAAGACCUGCAGGCUCCUCUGGGUGCCUUUGCAAUAGAAUCCAGUCACUUGCUGGGGGCCCCUCCCCAGUGGGUGGUGGUGCUAUUAGAAGUGUGAGGGCUCAGAUGGAAGAAAGAAGUGGCAGGGUGAGAGUUGCAGGAGGAGGAAAAAGGAAGGGAGGGUGGAAGAAGGCAGAAGGGAAAGCAGGAACCAGAGGGAGGGAGGAAAGCAGGCAGAUGGACCAGUGGAGGAGGAGGUGGUGCAGAGCAGACCCAACUCCAGUGGCCAAGGAGGAAACAACUGGCAGAGUGCAAUAGGUGAUGAAAAGCAAAGUUUUUGAAUUUUGGGUCCAGGGUCUCUCCUGGCUUCAGAGGAACCAAUAUAUCUCCUCAAUAUAUCUCUUCAGAGGGGUGGCGCUGAUACAUCUCCUUGCCAAGGUCACAAAGGAGCCUAGGUACACCUCUGGUAGCAGUGUGCCUAAGCACAUGUGCAUCACCAGCCUGUCCUUCCUCAUCCCAGUCUUGGCAAACAGCAGCUUUGAGGAUGGUACAGUGGCAAUUCCCUCACAUGCCACAACUAGUUUAAAAAUGAUUUAGGCUGCAGUUAUAUGCACAUUUUCCUGGUAAUUAAUCUCAUGGAAGGCUUUCUUCUGAGUAGACAUUCAGAGGAUUGGGCUGUUAAUUUAAAAGGUCUCUAAAGUGAUAAAUAGUUCAUUUCAGUUCAUUAAUUACAUUAGCCAUUGGCUAGCCAUAUCAGAUUUUUUUAAAGAAAUGGUUUAAAUGGAUACAGAUUACACCCAAAGUCAUAGAGCAAAUGACAUUCUCAAAUGAAUCACUGUCUUGAAAACAGUAGCAAUAGAUUCCAAAUUAUUUCUGGGAAACAAUAUUUAGUGCCAUUAAUGGAUUUGCCAAUCUUAAUUGUGUAUUGGAAGUGAGCCUGUUUUAAGAUUUCUACAGUUUGGUUUGCAGUCAGUAGGCACUUUAGUUUGUCUGUUGAAUCAGCUACUUUAAAAAUGAACUUCAAUAGACGUUCAGUUUAUCCCAUGGAAAACAGGAUAGUUAAUGUGCAGAGUAGUAAUUUAGCUGUGAGGGAGCUAAUUGAAUACAUAUUAUGUUGAUUUGUUAUUGUUUUUAAAUUAACAUCUGUGAGAGCUGUCCUCAUUUGCUUGGCUUUGCCUACUAAAUUUAUUCUAUAAGCACUUUGGGCAUGGUGUUCCUUCCUUGUACUAAUUUCUAUUAGUGUUAUUUUGAAGCAGGAAUGAUAAAGGCUAAUCUUUUAAAGAUUUGUUGGUAUAAGAUUUGUUGGUAUAAUAAACAAUACCUCAUUUCAUCAAGUUUGGAUGAUUUUUAUGUUCUUCCUUCAGAGAGGCUUAUGAGGCCCCCAUUGCUGCACCAAGGAGGCUCAGUGCACAACAGAGCACCUAGCAGAACUAUGGCAAGGCACUCAUAAGCAUGGGCAUAGGGACUGGCAUGUACCUGUGAGCUCUAGAGUCUACUUCCAUAAAGAGAAGGCCAGCUCUGCAGCCUGUCCAGUGUAUGCAAAUCUAUGGACUAGAUUAUGUUCUUUCUUAGCUGCUAAGUUUGUAUCAAAAUUUACUUCUUUACUUGCAAGUAAAUGCCUCUGUGGUUUGGUCUUGGGUUGGAGCCAGAAUAGUCCUCUCUUGCACUGGGCACCCUAUACACCCUUUACAUAAAAGGCCUUCCUACAAAACGUUUUCAAAGACUGUUUAAAGUUUCAAAGAGGAGGAGGCUUAUUGCAUUUCCACUGGCAAGGAAUUCCAUAAUAAACAUAGAGGCUGCUGGAGGAAAUGCUCUGUUUCUUGUACUCGGCAGAUGAGGCUAAUUUAAUGGGAGAAAGGCUAAAAACCACAUGGAGAUUUGGACUCUUGGUCAGUUCUGAAACAUCCAAACUCUCUAAAACUAACAUCAAAACUAUAGAGUCAUCCUUUCUACUUUCUUAAUAUUUUCUAAAUGUUCAGCGCUCCUGCUUUUGUAUGAAAAGGUACAUAAGAAAUUUGUUAUCUUUCAAGUUGAUUAAAGUGUCCAAUGAGCAUUUAACCAUAAUUGAUCUGCUGUGGUUUCUUAAAUAAAUCUUAGAAAGUUAAGUAAAUAUAUGUGUGUAUAUUUUAUUUUAGCUGGAAUAUUUUAUGAUACAAAGCUUGAAUCAGAAAUCUUCUGAAAAAAUGAAGAAAAGGAAAAAAAGCCAUAAGUGCCAUGGAGUUAAGCCACCUCAACUUGAUCAGCCAGGUAUAAUUUCCAACAGAGCACAUCUAAGUGACAGGAGAUGGAGGGAGAAUUUAUCAAUUUUAAAGCCCUGCUGGCCUGUGGUGUGUGUGUGGGGGGGGUGUGUCUUCUUUUUAUGGUUCUUUUGAGUGUGUUUUUGACAAACCCUCCCAUUUCAAUGGAAGAGAAAUUAACACAGUAGCUCUAUACUUGUGUAGUUGAUGGGUCUGAUCCUAGGAUCACUCAGGGGGAUGGAGGGCUCUGGUAGACAAUAGGCUGCCCUAUCCCUGGAAUGCCCUGUUUUGGGACUAACUCCUGGCAGGCUUGCUGUAGCAGAGGGGCUUCAGGGCCUACGGGAAAGUAUGAGCUACAACAAAUAAUUAUAGUACUGGUGCCAGUAUCUGAAUAGAAGCCAGCUGCAAGUUCUCUGGCACCUAACAGCUUUUGUUAUUCAUGCUCCACUGGUAUUAUUUUCCACCCCACCCCACAUCCUCUGCUGGCCAGAUGGCAAAAGGGCCCUGGCCCAUAAUGAGGAAUCAGGUGAGUUUCUUGAACUCUGAUUACAUUAAGUGCAUGGCUGCUGUCAAAAAUGCUGUGUAGCUCCUCAGACUCCUCUGGCAUCUAGUACAAUUUACCCUGACAUCAGAAUGUUCUGCAUUUUUUUCACUAUUACAAGCAGUUGCUGGUGAUGUUCAGUAUAAAACAUAGUUUGGCCUUUGUGAGUAUGCAGCCUUUUAUCCUCACAGUCCUCUGGCUAUAUUGUUUAAAACAACUGAAGUUCAAGCAAUUCUCCAAUGAUUAAUUUCAGAAACAUCUAAUUUUUUAGUAAAUGUUUUUACAGUUUGUAUUAACCUGAGAAGUUAGAGAAAUUGGGCUUCCUUUGAUGGCCAAAGUGUAGUAAAGAGAAAUGUAUUUAGGGCAGUUAGGAAAACGCUGUUAUGUCCUCAUUUAAUCCAGUCCCAGGGAAUAAAAAUGCUUUUGUUUGCAUUGUGCCUAGUGCAAAUUUGGAGUUACAAACAGUUUAUUCAUGAUUUCUAUUUUUUUUUUUUGGUUUUGUUUUAGAAAAAAUGCCAAUCUUAAAAGGUGAAGCCUCGCAUUAUGACUCCGAUUUACAUAACCUGCUGUUCUGUUGCCAGUGUGCAGAUGUGGUAUUUUAUUCUGAAGACUUGAAGGAAGUAGCAGAAGCUCACAGGAUUGUUCUGUGCUCUGUUAGCCAUGUGUUCAUGUUACUCUUUAAUGUGAAGAGUCCAGCAGACAUUCAGGAUUCCUCCAUCAUUCGAACUGCCCAGACCCUCUUUGCAGCAAACCGGCAAGCUGUGCUUCCUGUUUUAAACCACAACUCAUCAUGCAACUCACCAGUAAGAGUCAUUGUUAAAGACUCUUUCUUCUGUUCUUGUUUGUCAGACAUUCUGCACUUCAUUUACUCAGGUAUCCUGUCAGAAUGGUUCUGGCUGUUUUUUGUCUUUUAGCAAGAAAGAGCUAACCUACUGCAAUGGGGCUGCAUACCAUCUCGCUAGAGGCCUAGUUCUCGUUGUUGUAAUAAAUCUGCACCUGAACUUAACCACUUCAGACUUGAAGUAGAUGCAUACAGAUUACUAGCAUGUCAGGGAGUAGACUAUCUGAAAACUUUUCUUCCAAAUGUCUGGUGUUGUUUAUGUAGGAAUUUAUUUAUUUUUUAAAAAAAGAAGGAGAUUUCAGUGGGAAGUGUAAAAUUGUGCAAACAAAAGUUCUGGCAACUUUAAGUUGGUUGGGCACCAGACUAUCCCGUUCUCGUCAUCUUUGUUGUUUUCUGAUUAUUACAUAUUUUAAGAACCUUUGCUGAAUAGUGGUGAUGGAGGAAAAGUGAUAUUGAUGACCACACUUGGAGAUGAUAGACUUUGGCACUUGGUUACUCUACUAAGGAGGUGCAAUAAAGCAAUCCACCAAGCUAUUGCAGUCAAGAGCCUUUGAAGAAGGAAACAAACAAACAAAAUGGAAAUAGUGCAGUGGCACUCUUUGGUGGAUUGUACACCAAUUUUACUGCCCUAAGAUUCCUUAAACCUGUGUGCUCCUGUCUACACAUGGAGUUCUUGCUCUUGAAAGGACUGUUCCUUUCAGUGUGUUUGAGGACAACUCCAGUCACAUUCUUAUUGGGUUUAUUGCACUAGGUGGGGAUGCCAUAUUCUCCAGGAAAUCUGUUUAUGCAUCAAAACACAUGCAGAACUCUGAAUCUAGGCAUCAUGUCUAAACGUGUAUUUUCUUCCAAGUCUGAUGCUGAAAUGUUGUUGUUGUGUAUGUGUGCAUUGAGGGAUGCAACUUCACAACCUUUGCAAGGCCAGUUGUUCAAGGGCAAACAGAUUCCUCCUCUCCAGUUCUAAUUAUUUCUUUAUUUAAAAGUCAGGAACUGGGGAGGUAGUUUUGUCACUUCUCGUCAUUCACACCAUAGGGAUGUCUUAUUAGUGCCAAUGACACCCACAUUACUAACAUCAAGCACAAUAACAGUGACUUUGCUAUUCGGGCAUGUGGAGAGGCGAGAUUUUCCUUUUCCCAGGUACCAAAUAUAGUUAAUUCAGUGAUAUAAAAAUGCAGUGUCCCUGCGGCAGAAUUGCCACCCCCUGAGAAGAUGCUUGGGUUGUGUUCAGCACAUAUUGGUAAUAACUGCAUUUCUGGAACUAAAAAACUGAUAGCCUGAGAGGAGCCAUAGCCUAGACGUAUUGUUUAUCUCAUCUCCACAGGUGCUUUCCAAUGGGAACUAUUAGAAGAACAUAUCAAAAAGAAGCUGAAGGAUCUUGGGAACGUUGAGCUUGUUCUUGAGAGAGUAAAAUGUAUCUUGAAAAUUCCAGGAAAGGUAAGCCACAUUAUUUUAUCUUUCAGUUGCACUUACUGGAUUGCAAAAAGGACCAGAUUGGAUCCCCCAGAUACAAUAUUUAUCAGUAAAUGGUGUUAAGUCCAAAUGACUCACCAUUAAGUUCAGUAUUAGUUAGGCUAUAGAAAUAGGGGAAGAUGGUGAAUUCAGCAACUGGAAAGAUUAUAAACUUUUUGAAUAUGUGGGUUUAAUAACUCAGGGGAGAUGAUGACAGAGUAUUCAAAAACAAUCCUUAUUAAACAAUUAUUUCUUUAUUAAUAUUCUUCCUAACAAUGAAAGAGUUUAAAAUGCAGCUAUGGGAAGCUUAAAUGCUAAGUGUCAGGUUUCAAAGGGGAAAAUAUUUGGUUCAUAUAAGGGAGCAUUACUUUAUUUUGUUUAUGAAUGUUGAUGCAGAAGCAGCCCUGCUGUCUCACUAGGUGAAGCAGCUGUCUCAGGCUGCCAGCUUUUGGAUACCUUUAAGAGAGACACACUCAUCUGACCCAAGGCUGGGACGCAAUGUGCAUGGGUGGUCUUUUGCACAACAAGAUAGGUGCAGGAUAACUUUGUGAUGGAUUGUGCCCCCUGGUCAGAAACAAAGUGUCGUGUUCAGGAUUCAAUGUAUGCGUAGGAGAAUGUUACAUUUCUUUUUACAACCUCCCCCUUGAUCUUCCCAGUGUUAGGUGUCUAGCUAGAGGAACAUCCCAAAUGGUGAGGGUCUAGGGUCUGCUACUGGAGGGGAAAUAUUGAUUACUACCCUGUGUAAGAAUUAUGGUCUGUGGGACGCUAUAUGCAUCCCCGGGGGGUGGGGUGGGGGAGCUUACAAUGGCAGUCUACAUAUUUAGAGUAAGAACCAUUGUGAGAUCCCUAUUUAUGCUAGAAGAAAUGCAAAUGGAGGAAGAGCUUUUGAAAGUGUGCAACAGAUGUUGCUGAUCAGUUGUGAAUGAAGUGAAAAAAACAGGCUCAGUGGUUUUAUAUCGUUUGCUACAAAAGCAGGAACAAAGGUAGGCACUUAAGAAGCAUUGGUACUCACAUGUUCCCCUGUCUUUUCCUUUUUCAGGUUAACAGCUCAAGAAAUUGCAGAUCAUAUUUGUCAAAAAGGCCCCUGCAGUUAUGUAACAGCUCUCUCAGGCUCUUCUUUAACACAACUGUAUUAGCGGAUGUCAUGUUCAAAAUACAAGGUAUUAAGCUUAUCUCAUUUGUUUCCCCACCUUUUCCCUUUAAAUAGUCAAACAAUGAUAAAAUACCUCCUGGUGAUAAAUUGAAUAACUAUUUCAAUAAAAAUGAGUGGCACCAUCAAUAUGCUUUCAUGAUCUAUAAUAUGAGGGGGAAUUCAAUAUGCAAGAGCCUAUCAUAAGAAGAGCCUGCUGGAUCAGGCCAAUGGCCCAUCUAGUCCAGCAUCCUGUUCCCACAAUGACCAACUAGAUGCCUGUGAAAAACUUGCAAGCGGGAUUCGAGCACAAGAGCACUCUUCCCUCCUGUGGUUUCCAGCAAUAUUUAUUAUCGUGUUGCGAAAAUGUUUCAAAGACGAAUGUAUGAUAGGAGAGGGGGGAAUCUCAUUUGAUAUUUGAUUAUAUUGCAAAAUCCCAAUUACAGCAGUGCCUUUAGUUGGCUGUCUAAAAUAAUCACAAAAUAGUUUCAAAGCUUCCAGGUCUCCCAGAACUUUUAAGCAGGCUAGAUGGUAAAAACAGAGAAGUGGAUUACAUUUUUUAAAGCUGAUUUUAAAGUCAUGGAGCCUGUACCGUUGAACCACGGUUGUCAAAUGUAAUCCGUUCUGGAAGACUUCCGAAACAUUCGACAACCAAGGUGCAAUUGCCAGUUGGCAAAACCCAUUGAAAAAUGGAGAAAUGCACCUUGGAAGCCAUUCGACUUCUGAGGCGCGUUCGAAAACGGAAGUAUUCACUACCGAGUUGUCAGAGUUAGAAAACCAAAACUUUCUACUUCCGAAGCUUUUGACAACCGAGGUUCUGCUAUAUCUGAUCAAAGUCUCAAAACAAUGGGGAAGGAGGUAGUAUGAGAAUGGUUAGGGGCCAGCUGGGAAAAAGAAUCAUAAAUGUGGCUGAUUCCUGAUCUCUCAAAACUCAAGAAUUGUCUGUUAUACAGGUCUGUCUCCAACCUUAGGCAAAACACACAGGUUUCUUAGUAGGUGGAAACCACGACGCAGGCCUGUUAUAGCUUCUGGGCUUGACAAGGCAUCUGACCCUCACCUGAGCCUUCUCCAGCUGAGGAAUCACACACCUCCUCCCUGAGCUAGCGAGCCCCACCUGGACUGUGGGUCCUUGCCUGCCUUCCCUCAGAGCUGACAGCUGUAAGUUCUAGAAUCCUGAGAUCAGGGGUGGUACGUCCUAAUUUUGCCACUUAAGGCAAAACAAGAAGUGCCACACUGUUCUGCCACACCACCAGUGGGACACUCACUACCACUUAGCCACCUACUGGUGGCACUGCAGCUGUACCACCAGCUGUGUCACCGCUUGUGGAGAAGCAGUGGUGGCCUUGGUCCGUGAAAGAGCUUGCAAGAUCUCUCUCAGAUCUCAAGAGAUAUUUUGCACUCCUAGACAUCUUUCAAGACUUUGCUGAGAUCUCGCAAGAUCUCGCAGGAAAUCAGCACCUAUCCUGGCACCACUUCUCAGCCAGGACGCAGGCCUUAUAUUAGUGAAGGUGAGAGCCACAUAGCACCUAAAUAGCCUCAUGUUAAUGUCUGCUAGUGCCCCCCCCCAUUCCAUUGUAAGACUAUGUCCAGAUUCAAACUCCAUGUUUUCAACAGCAACCAAACAAUAAAAAAGAAAUCACCCACCUGUCCCCACAUUGCUCUGUUUACCAUCUAGCUUGAUGAACUGUUCUGUAAAACUCAAAAACUUGCAAUUCUAACUUGUCCUAUUUUGGUUGGCCUAUAUAUUGGCCUAAUUUUCUUAUAUGCCAACACAGCUGCCUUUACAGAUGAUACUGGCAUUUUUUCAUUUUUGCCUUGCCAGUCAUGGACCUUUAUUUGCUGUCCUGUGUACUAUUAACAGUGCGUAAUCUCAUUGACUUCAGUGGGAUUUAAGCAGGAUUUUGUACAGAAUUGCAAGCCUUAACUACUUCUAUGCCUAUACACAGACAGGAGUAGUGGCAAGAAUCAGAAGAAUCUUUAUUUGCAUCAGCCACUAGCCAUAGCAAUAAAAUAAAAUGUACUGAAGAAAGAGGUAAAAACUUAACUAUACCAAAUACAUUUUGGAGUUUUACAUCACUAAUCAAAUAAUAGAUCUUAUUCUAGUUGCCUCCGCUAAAAACCUUGCAGUUUUUGCUGCAAGUAGUGGCAAGUAUUUUUGAUCAACUUCAAACUUCUGCUUGCACAGGAUUAAAGAGUUGUUUAAUUAUUUUGCUUUCAGCUUUGAAAAGCCACAGCCAAGUCUGAAUCUCUAUGAACUAGGCACAUGCGUACAAGGGAAUUCUUUUCUAGAUGCCGCCUUCAGAGAAAACAAACAGUCCUUUGAAAGGAGAACAAAAUACAAAUGCACAGCUUGGUGAGACAGACAGCUCAGUUCUAAGGGCUACUCUUUGGACAAUUCUUGUAGGAAGUUGAGGGAACAAUAGGUUUCAUUGCUUGCCUCAAACAAAUGCCACAGAGGAAUAUAUUCAUAUUAACAAGAGUGCAACCAUAUAUUACAAACAGAACACAAUGAAAAUGAAUUUGUACUUUUUAAAGUGUUUUGUCUUUAGAGCUAAAAACACCUAAUUUAAGAAUGUACUGCACAAAAGAGUGCUGUUGUGUUUACCAGAUUGCAUCCAGAUUUUUGUCAGGACACACAGAUCAGUCCCUAAGACUUUUUAAUUCCAGUAAUAAUAGGAGUACCUCUGAGGAUGUGAAAAGUCCUAUUCCUUCCUUACUGAAGGAUCCCAGGCAUUAAACCAAUAGUUCCAAGUUAUAGAGCAUGGCACUAAGACAGUUUUGAUCCUGGAACAGUUAUUUUAAAAAAUGAGCCUCUGACUGUGCAUUUUAAAUACUUAAAUACUCAUAAGUUAGGCCUAGAGAUGAAUAAAAUUAUGGGUAAAUGCCUCACCAGUGCAUUAUUUCUCACAUACUGCUGCAGAUCAAUGUAUUAGAAAUGUGAAAUGCUGGAGCCAUUUAGAAGUCUUUCUAUUGCAGAGCAAAUGUCACUUUGCUUCUAUCAGUGCUUUUUUCAAAGAAUUAAGCCCUAUUCAGGCAUUUUAUUCAAAACUGAAUUGAUCAUGUGAGGAAAGAGUGGGGCUGCAGCAAACAAGAACAUAACUCUGCCCCUGAUACCAGUGCUGAGUAGCCCUGCUCUCAGGCACCUCUGUCUACAGGACACACAUUGGCUGGGUGGGAAUCUUUACUCAAAUAGCUGAGUGCACAAAGCCUUCUAUACUAUAUGGAACCCUGAAUAGUUAGGGUUGCAGAUGAUGUGGAAGCCUCUUGCAGACAUUUGCGUUAUAUGCAUGGAUGCCAUAUUUACAGAUUGGUGCAACAGAUCACAAAGUUUCAGUGGGCAGCAUUAAUAGAAAACACACACACACAGUCUUUUUCUUUGCUGGUGCAAUAAAUUACGGAAUUUGGGUUCAGGCCAGUGUGCCAUAUAAUUUUAAGCAUAUUUACUCAAAAGUAAAACCUACUGAAUUAAAUUGGACUGAUUCCCACAGUAAAUGUGUAGAGGAUUGUAAACUUAGGUGUACUGAAGGCAACCAGAGUAGAUCCAGAAACCAAAUAUUUCAUCCUAAAUGGACAAUGGGUUCAGAUCCCAUUAAGUGAAGGCAUCACUAUAAAUCCUGUCACUUCAUAUUGUUUUAUAUUGUAAAAUUUGUUAACCAUGGCAGAUUUUUCCUGAAACACCAGUGUUCAAUAUAAGAAAACAUCGCUCUUAAAUUAGGAAUGAGAAACUGUGGCCCUUUGUGUGUUAUUGUACUUGUAACUGCCAUCAACCCUGUAGUCCAAUAGCAUCUAGAGUGCCACAGUUUCCGCAUCCCUAACUUAGAUACAUUUCAGCACAAAAAUGUUGAAAUCAUUGCCUUGUUUUUCUUUCUCUCCCCCACCCCUCUUCUUGCAGGUGCUACAGUGCCUGCUCACAAAGCAGUCCUCGUGGCUCGCUGUGAGGUAAUGGCGGCUAUGUUCAACGGUAACUAUGCAGAAUCCAAUAGUUUUCUGGUUCCAGUUUAUGGCAUUUCCAAAGACACUUUCUUGUCCUUUCUAGAGUAUCUGUAUACGGAUUCCUGUUGUCCAGGUAAACAAAUAUUUAAGCUUUUUUUGUAUAUUCAUAUACUUCUGGUGCUCUGGUUGCUCCAUUGGUGAAGGAAGAGGGAACAGAAGUAGAUACCAUCUUAUCAUUUUUCUUCUACAGCUGAGCAAGGCUGCAAUCCUGUGCAGACUUCACUGGAAGUACUGUAUUUUUCCGUGUAUAAGACGCCCCCAUGUAUAAGAUGCCCCCUAUUUUGGGGGGCUCCAGAUUAAGAAAACACUCCUCAGCACUAUCUGUGUAUAAGACGAACCCCAAUUUUAAACCUAAUUUUUUGGUUAGAAGAACCUAGUCUUAUACACGGAAAAAUACAGUAAAUUCCAUUUAACACCAUGGAACUUACUUCCAAGUAUACUUGCAUAUACUCUGCACAGCUGUAAUCCUAAAUAUAGUUGUUACGAACUAAGUGGACUUGCUGCUGAGUACAUUUUGCAUAGUGUUGUAGCUUUUGAAUUUUCUGGUUCUUAACCUUGGAUUUUUUUAUAUUGGGUGAAAAUAUUUCUGGGCAUUCCUGGAUUACAUUUUAAAGGCUCAGUUCAGGCCAGCUUCAAUAUGAGUGACUCCUAGUGCUACUCAGUCACUGCUCUUUUGUUGGAAGCUACAGGCAGAAUCGUAAUUGACUUUUCACACUCCCAGGAGUAUGAUGGUUUUUCUAUUAUCACUCCAUGUUUUGUCCACAACAGUGUGGCAUAGUUGUUGUAUAUGGGGGACAGUUGAACCUUAGCAUACAUUUACUUUGUGGUGGGCACCUUUUUAUGAUCUUUCCUUUUUUUAUCAGUAUUUCAAUUAUUGGUAAAGUGUUUUUCUAGCCCAAGAGAGAGAAGGGUUUAACAUCAUUAUUACCAAAAUGUUAUAAUGUUAAUCUAUUAUGGUGCUGUAAUACUAUAAUACAAUAAUGUUAAAUAUGUUUUUAAGCUUUCUCCUCGUUUUAGCGACAUGGUUAAUGGUGGUGUGACCAGAAAGGGGUAGGGAUUGUUUAAAUCAUAAAAAAACACCAUAGACUUAUAGUACCGUGCCUCCCUUUCGUUUUAAAAAACAGUCGGAAAAGUGUUCUAGUGAUAAUUAAGAGGUUGAUUUUUUAAAAAGAAAUGGGCUGUAAAAUGGCACUCAUUGCAAAUUUUAUAAUAAAUGCCUGCUGAGCUGUGAUAGGUCCUCUUUCUUAGUAUGUCACUGUCCACAUUAAAAAAAAAAGCUUUAAAGAAGGCGGAAUGGUAAUGCAAAAGGCGUUUAUUUUCACCUGGAGAGAUUGUGCUGCUCUUCUGUUCCUCUGAAAAAAAAGACUUUCUGCGGUGUGAGAAAAGACAAAAGAACCACAGAGAAAUAUAAGAUAGCAAUAAUUGAAUGAUGUCAUCAUGUUGGAUGACUUGUAAAAAGCGAAUGAGUGUAAAAUCUAUACCCCCAAUACAAAUAGACAACCAAGUACACCGUUCAGAAUUUUUUUGGCUCAGAGCUAAUGAAAACAAAUAAGAAUAAAAGGCUGAAAAUAAAAAAAACUACAACAUAGAAUAUAGAUAGCUACACUUCAAAAUCUCCACAUUUCUCAAACCACUAAUAUCCAUGUGUCUCACUGUGAGAGGAAUACCCAACGCGCAAAUUUCUAUCCAGCAUUGUGCAAGUAGAAAUUUGUGGGUUGAUAAUUUAUAUCCAAUCAAUAUGUGACAUGCCACCCACACCUUUAUUUGUUACUCAGGGAAUUUCCUCUACCCACACUGCCCCAUUCCCAGCUGACUCAUUCCUCGCUUCAGAUCUCAUUAAAUAGUUGUUUACCAGACACACCCAGCUGUGUACUCGGUCUCCCUGACCCCAUUGUAAACAGACUGCAGACUAACAAAAUACUUCCCUUUUUGUUUCAGAAUCAACACUGAAAUUGAGUUUGUAUUAACUUCUAUAAAUUAACUUUUAUUAAUAAUAAUAAUGGUUAACAUACGUUCUCAUAAAAAAAAAACAACCCUCAAAAGAAAUGUUUCAGGUUGGUUUCUUGUUAAAUAGGGCAUGUUAAUGUGAAUAUUUUAUGGUAUGACCUUGAAAACUACUGGGUGUUGAUUUGAUAACUAUAUUGUAGAUUGCAGUGGCAAUCCCUAAAAUUAUAUUCCCCCAAAGGGAAAAGAAACAGCACUUUAAAAGAAAGAAAUCACAUCUCUCUCUUUUUAUUCAUUUCACCCUCUUUUCUUUAGUUUCUUUCUGCCAUUUGAGGAAGCAGGCACUCAAAUAUUCUGAAACUAUAGCUAUGCUGCUGUCAGUGUGUGUCAUGGGGUUUCCCAGUUGGCAGCUACAGGAAAAGAAAGGACCUUGUGUACUCAUUGGGGUGGCCCUAUCUGCAGCCAGCAACAGGAACUCCUUGAUUAUGCAGGACUCUGCAGCAUGGGUCAUACCUUGCACUUAGUAAAAUGAGUCUCCCAAGAGACAUAUUCACCACCCAGUUAAAUACAAAUAGUUGGAUUUAAGUUUAUUUAGUUCUAUAGAUGCCAGUGAGAUUAAAUCAUACUUCAGCUAAAGUAGAUUGUGGACAGAUCUCCUUUAGAACCACCCUUUAUCUCAAGAAGGAUGCUUUGUGAUUGGUAAAUGGAAGGGGACUCUUCUGAUAGCUCUUGGCAUAGCCAUUUUGGACUCAUAGCUAGUAAACUAGUCAAUUAUGUGUAGAGGAAGAGCGGCUUAAAAAUGACCACUGACCUGUUUGAAUCAGGGAGCAUAGAAGAGCACCAGUAACAGACAUGUAGGGGUUGCGUUCAAGUGGUCAGUAAUCUAACUCAGGUUUGAUAUUCUUACCAGCCAGCAUUCUGCAAGCUAUGUCGCUCUUGAUUUGUGCUGAGAUGUACCAGGUGUCAAGGCUCCAGCACAUCUGUGAGCUGUAUAUCAUCACACAGCUCCAGAGUAUGCCUAGUAGGGAAUUGGCAUCAACAAGCCUGAGUGUUGUCAGCUUGCUUCGGAAAGCAAAGGUAAGUGCUAAGCAUCAAAUACAUGCACAUUUCCUUCAAUCAAUGCUUGAGUAAGGAAAAGGUUUCUCUCUGGCAUUUUUUUCCCCCUUGCCAGCGAAAGCUGCGGUGUUCCAAAGUAUCAUUUUUUAUUUCAUGGUUGCCAUCUGGCAGUAAACAACAAUAACAGCAACAAAUUGCCACGGCUGCUCCUGUCCCUUUAGCAAUGGCUUGAAGAAAUUAGCAGAUUAGUCUUUUUCCAGAAUUGAGCUAAGCAUAGCAUCUGUUAAAUGGUCAGCUACAACAGUGAAGGAGGGACAUGGGUGGCGCUGUGGGUUAAACCACAGAGCCUAGGACUUGCCGAUCAGAAGGUCGGCGGUUCGAAUCCCCGCGACGGGGUGAGCUCCCGUUGCUCGGUCCCUGCUCCUGCCAACCUAGCAGUUUGAAAGCAUGUCAAAGUGCAAGUAGAUAAAUAGGUACCGCUCCGGCGGGAAGGUAAAUGGUGUUUCCGUGUGCUGCUCUGGUUCGCCAGAAGCGGCUUAGUCGUGCUGGCCACAUGAUUCGGAAGCUGUACACCGCCUCCUUCGGCCAAUAAAGCAAGAUGAGCGCUGCAACCCCACAGUUGGUCCCUUUACCUUUACCUUACAACAGUGAAAGAGCUAUCAGGAAAUGAUACCCACUUCAAAUAUUAAGACCAUAAAGUCGGGGUAGCUAACUUUUUAUCGCCUUCCAGCUGUUGCCGGACUAUCACUCCCGUUAUGCUGGACCAUUGCCCAUGCUGACUGGGGCCAGUGGAAGUUAGAAUGCACAACAUCAGGAGCACCACAGGUCCACCACUCUUGUCAUAAAGUGACCUAUCAAAAGCCUCCACCCACUACUAACUUGGCCUGUGAUGUUCUCUUCACAAGUCUAUGAGAAUUGUUACCGUUUCUUCUACCUCAGAAUUAUCGAAUGACUUGGUUUAUUCUAAAUCCUCUUGGUUUAUUUGUUUUUCUUCUUCUUGUUAGGAUAGGUUGUAAUUUCUGUAAAGUGCAGGAAGAAUGUAUAUAUAGGUUGUGGCCAGUGUUAGUUGUACUCAUAGUAGACUCAUUAUUACAAUUAGUAGAGACAACUAACUUGGGUCCAUUAACAGCACAGGGUUUACUUUGAGUAGGACAUAGUUGGAUACAGCUCAUUGCAACAGGCAAAAUGAAGCAUAUGCAUGUGUGCGUAUAAAAGGCGGACACUGGAGUAAUAAGCAGUUUCUAUUAGUGUCACAUAGAUGGGGUAACUGGGUGUUCCAGUCACAGCAAAGAGAUGACAUUUCUAGGUAAACGUCUACCCAUUUUAGUUAAUGCUUUUGCCAAAAUGUGUUUUUCUAUAAUAUUCGAGUACCUCUGUAUUUUAUUUCCAUUUCUUGCAGUUUCACAACUCUGAUUGCCUUUCAAACUGGCUGCUUCAUUUUAUUGCUUCUAACUACUUAAUCUUCAGUCAAAAACCUGAAUUUGAAGACCUUUCGGGUAAUUUACCAGUUUGCUUCCUAACCACAAAGAAGUUGAUGUUUGGACUAAUGCUAGGGUGGAUUGGAGCAACUCAGUCAUGCUUAGAAUAGUCACAUUGAUUUCAGAAGGUGUACUCUAAGCAUGAUGAGGUCUGGAUCCAGCUCAUUAUCAACAUGAGUGCACACUGUCACUGAUGUUAUUUUAGCAGUGAUAGGAUGAUAUCUUGCCCACCAACCUUUAAAUCACCUAGAAUCUGCCAUUCCAACUUUACUAUGGAAUUGAUGGAGCUUUGUCAGACAAACAGGUAGUUUCAUGAAUGCAUCAGGGGGACAACAUAUCUGUAAUUGUUGAUAUGCCACACUGUGGACAUGACACAAAAUUAUGAAGAGGAAUUAUGACGACUUAAUUCAAGAAAUUUACAGAUGUAAAGAAAAAUAGAGGUUGGUGCAUAACUUGUUCAUACAAACCUACCCCCCACUCACUUGUUACAUUAUCAAGGGUAAUACUGUAAACAUUUGUGGUUCCAGCUUCAUUUUACUCAAACAAGCAUCCCAAGAUGAGGGAAACGUAGCAAAGAAUUCUGAGAGUAGCAUUUGUGGGAGGAGAAAGCUGAGACUCAUAAAAAUUUCCCUUCCAGCAAGGAUCCAAUGAUAGGGGAAAAACCUUCAAGGAAUUCGUACAGCAGGGAAAGCCUGGAACAGCCUCCAAGAACUUUGAGUCUGGAGGAAAAUCAAUCUAUGCACUUCAUUAUCAGGUGCCAAGUUUUGCAUCCGGAGGAGAAGGAAGGAGGCCCAGGUCUAGAUGGAAGAUAGAAACCAAAUUUGGAAGAGGCCUGUGUUGUCCACUAUCUGCUUCCACACCCAAGCAAAGCAAAUUACAAUAGCUAGCUUUCGAAAUGCUUUACAGUCCAGCUCCUUAUACCACUUUAUUUUUCAUGAGAAACAAAAUUAUCUGGAACACCUAUGACACUCUUAUGUGAAAUCCAAAAGUUCUGUAAGUCAGUAUCUCAUACCAGGAAUAGCUGUAUGUGUAAAGACUUCCACAGCAUCUGGAACCCAGAUUACACAGGGUUCCAGUUUGUGUGCAGGCCUUUGCGCUUAUAGUAGUACCUGUGAAGACUGCAUCCCUGCAGAUGUUUUUGCAUUGUAUGUGCAGUCAUCAAUGGGCAGGAUUAGCGCGCAUGAUAUUGGGGGCAGGGCUAGUUGGCGCGACCCCAUUCAUGAGCUUGGAGAUCACAUAAGUAAAACUUCUGAGUAGGGAUUUGGUGGUCGAGGCACUGUAAAAUAUGAUCCUUUGGGUUCUAAAAGUUGUACAGAGUAGCACCUUUUGAAUGUACAUCCAUUUUCUCUGCAGCCUUAAAAAGAGCAAGAUUAUAUUGGGAUGUCAUAACUAGUAUUGUAUCUUGAGAAAGGAAGAAGGGCACUCUGAAGAAUAACAUGUAGUCAUGGCUAAAACAUUUUACCAAUGGGUAAAAGAAAGCUUCCCUCUAUAAGAGAGCUUUGGAAGCAAAAGCUAGGACAGCUUUAUGGAUUCUCUUGUCCUCUUUUUCUGCUGUGCCCUCAGAAGAUCCUGGGCAGGAUCUAUCAACUUUUAGCAAGGAUCUGUGAUACCCCACUGAUUGGCAGUGCCCCCUUCCCCUCAAAUUUUAUCAUUUCCCUGUAUUUCAGUUUAUCUUCUAUAGUAACAAAAUAUAUUGACAAUUCAUUUCUACCAAGUCCAUUAAACAUGGUGUUAGAUGAAAGUAGGUCACAUAUCAUUUUCAAAUCCGUAGUGUGUUAGAAUCUUUUUACCCUGUCUGUUUCCAACCCAAGUUGAGUGCAGAACAUAUGAAACUGCAAUUCAGAUCUGGUACAAGGUAGAACUUUACAGAUUUUUAGCUUAGAGAGGAAAAGCUUAUGACGUUGUUUAGAAAUACCACGCUGGACAGAGCAAUCUUUUAACCUGAUAAAUACAUUUCCCUUUUUUUCAUUUUAGUGGAAGAACGCAAUUUUGUCGAGAUGCAUAGAUGGCCUUCUAGUAUGUACCUGAAACAGCUUGCAGAGUACAGGAACUACAUUCAUUCUCGAAAAUGCCAUUGCGUAGUAAUGUAAACUGAAAGCUGAUCCAUCCUUAGUUAUGAAGAGAAGAAAAUCAAUUGCUUCAGGAAUCUUCACAAGACUGAAAGCAAAUGCUGAGCUUACAUGCUGUGAAACUAUGAUCUAAUACUGCACUUGCUAAUGAAUAACUACUGUAUUUUUUUAAAAGCAUGUGAAACAAAAUUUAGAAAAGCAUAAGCAUUUAACCAGGAUGUUUCCCAAUUCUGCUGCUGGGUCUAAUUUCCUUGUAUAGAGACAUCAAUUUAUGUCAUAUUAUUUCAGGUUUUUAGUGGAGUUUAGACUUAUUUAGAGCCUGGAAAUCAUGUCAGCCCAUGAUUGGGAUUUUAAGAGUCUGAAGGAGAUUCCAAAUUCAUUAAAUGUUUGUAGGUUCUCUUUGUCUGGAAACUGUAGAACCUAAUUUUGUUUGCUAGUUACUCUGUUAAGGAUUUCUGUAAUUUAUUUUUGGGCCUUUUAAGAAUUUUGUAAAAACAUAGAGUUUUAUGUUUCUGCACUGGUAAUUAGAAAAAAUGUACUUCCUAUUAGCAUCAUUAAAUUCCUAUGUUAUGGUGUAAAAUACAUCACUACCUUUCUAGAAAAUAUUGAUUUAUGUUUUCCCCUCACUAAUAUAUCUAAAACAGUGCCAUUUAUUUGCUGGUCAUUAUCCUGCAAUGCAAAAGAAAUGAUCAAGUAAUAAGCAUUCUUCCACAUUGUUUCUGGUGUGUGUAUAUAUCCUCUACAAAUGUGUUUCCAUGUGGAGAAAAACCAAAACAUUGUCGCAACCAUGUAACGCUACUGCAUUUUUGCCAGCUCUUCCUGAGUAGAUGACAAAUUCAGUCCACAUGAACUUCUCCAGGAAAAUUCUCCCUAAAGGGGGCAUGUGACAGAAAGGCUUUUCCAAAGUACAUUGCAUUCGGAGCUUAGCCAAGGGCAUGAAAAUGCAAGGGUUGGAAAUCUGCAAGGUGACACUCCGCAGCCAGGUGUAGUCUUUGAAAACCCUGACCAGGGCUUGUUGCUUAUACUUUGAUGUCCCAGAGGCUGCCAGAGAGAAGAAAGGAGCCAGCUGGACAGAUCGGCUUUGGCCACUUUGGAGCUAGACAUUGCAGAUUCCAGGGGAUCCAGGCAUGCUAUUGCGUUCAGACUGCCACCCCAGUCUCCCAGUCACCAAAGUUUAAUUCACAAGCCCUGGCUUUUCCUUUUUACACAUCUCCAGACGUAUGAUGUCCCAGCAAGAUUCUCCUGUCCUGCAUGUAGUCACCCCGCAUCCAGUCUGCAUGCCUGGACUGGCCAGGAUCCAGAGGGCUGCAUGCCCUACUGGAAAGCAGGAGCUGCCUCCCAUUGGUUUUCAGUGGCAUGUCCCUGCUGAGACUAUUGUCUGCUUUUGAGUGCAUAUGAGGCUAUAUAUAUACCUGUAUUUCCUCACCUAUCCUCAACACCUGUGUGCACAUCCAGAGGCUGCCACAUUGUACCUUCCACAUGCGCAAACAUGUUGUAGGUGUAGGAUCCUUUUGAUGUCACCACAGAUGAGAUUUACACCAAGCGUUCCUCCCUUACAGCCCACAUGCAUUUCAGUGGCCCUUGUAAAUAGUGUUUUCUAUUAGGUUUUUAACCUUUUUUAAAAAAUUGAAGCAUUUGUGGAUCUCUUACUAGAAACUAAUAUCCAGCAGUGUGGUUUUUAUGGAGACCAAUUAAAAAACACACAUACACUUGUUGCAUUUUGCAAUACAUUUUCCGCAGGUCAGCAGGGCAAGCAUGACAGUUUCCCUUCUAAAUGUCUAAUGAUUUGCUAAGUAUGCAAGCACACAAAAUAGGUUGUAAUUCCUUACUUGCACUCUGUACUUGCAUGCAUUAGAUACAACAUUGCAUACUACAAACAAGCACAGCAACUCAAACGGAUUUGAUAAUUUGUUGCGGUGAUGUUGACAAGUAACCUUGGGAAUAAUGGGAGGAAUUCAUUUUUGUGCUAAGGCAAUAGUUUUGUCAUUUUGGCUUGCCAGACAAAAUGGUACCCCCCUCCUUUCCCUGUGUGCUACUCCAGGGGUUCUCACAAGUAAAUUUGGGGGGCAUGGAGUGGGAGGGAGGAAAAGAGGAAAAGCCCCAUUGUGCAAGGCUUUUGUGUAGGACUUCCACUAAUGUGACUCAGUAAUUGAAUUCUGCCUGGGCUUGAACAUGUUUAAAAUUAGGAUUUAUUGUAAACAAUUUCUUCACCUGAAAGAGGAUAGCCACACAUAGGAGUUUGCUAUAGAUGUGCAUUCUGCAAUCAAAAAUUUUACACCCCUAAGGCCCAAUUCUGGCCUGCUAUGGUGCAACGCUGUAUACAGCAGUAAUUGGAUAGAACUGUGUGAGAGAAAAAACAGAGCACUAGUAUUACUGUAAUAUGGCAAGUAUAGCAAUUUAAGAAGCUUCCUGGAACUGAGGGGAACUAGUUAGGUUUUUUAGGAUUAGAAACCACAUAUGGUGCACCUGUUUGUCUUCCUCGAUGCUCAUGCAGAUGGUGUACGGCCCUAGCUGGAUUAGGAAGAAUGCAUAGUUGAAUCAGUUUAGAAUUAGUAUGAACAUGUAUGAAUUAGUUUAGCUUGAAAAUUAGCAAGCCAUGAUUUGGUUUUAAUAUAUAAAUAAAUCGAGAAACUCCUGGGUAGCUUGAUCUGCUGAAUGAACCACAAAAAGGCAGAAAAGCUUCCAGAUUCCCUUACAGGCACAUGCAUUGCACCAUAAUCCCUGCUCCGAUAGUCAAAUCCUGCCCUCCCAUCUGCAAACACAUGAUAGCAACUUGUAACUUUUCUGAAGUUUCCUACACUGGUUUCAUGGGGGAAAUGAUGUAAGUCUAUUUUAGAAGACAACUAGUAGAUUUCACAUUUCUAAUUAUACAAUUAUUAAUUAAUAAGCAGGUAUUGUAAGUAGCAUUCAAGAGAGUUUACACUGAAGGGAUUACUUCGAUGUCUAUUUUUAUUUAAAUAAUAAUAAUUUCUGAUAACAGACUGUUAUAAUUUCUUAAAGUGAAAUUAUGAACAUGGGCUAAUGUCAAGCCAGCAUGGAGAUGUAUAGAGAGCCAACCUUAAGAUACAAGAAUCUUUGUUGUAGUCUUGUCACAUGGAUGAGAGUGUUUGUAGCUCAAAGAAACACUUAUUUUAUUAUGGCAUGUGUUGGAUAUGUAAUAAUAAUUUCACACGUUAGCUGGUGCUUAAAAUUUACAAGAUUUUAAAUUUAAUAUUUAACUCAAUAAAAUGUUUCUACUAAGUGUUCAUCUCAUGUGCUUAUUUAUCCAUUAAAUAGCUAUAGUUCAAACUAUACUCAGUGUGUAUUUGAUCAUCUUUAGAAAUGAAAAAAAAAUCAGUUUCAUGCUAGAUGAAGUCUAACAUAUUCCACAGUAAAUUUGUAUUAUAUUGAUACUUCAUUGUGCCGCAUACUAGGAGUGUGCACUGGAUUAAAACAAAACUUCCAAGACAAUGCACUUGCCUCAGAAGGAUUAAGGUCUUAACCAAAGCAAAAUGGAUAGCCUCACCUGCUGUACUUGCUCUAGUAACCUCCAGAUUGGAUUACUGCAAUGUGCUUUACAUGGGGCUGCCCUUGAAGACAUUUCAGAAACUUCCAGGGUCCAAAAUGCAGCAGCCUGAUGACUAUCUGGGAUUCCAUUUAGAAUUCAUAUAACCCUUAUUUUAAAAUGACCGCACUGGUCGCCAGUUUGUUUCUGGGCCUAAUUCACACACUCACAUUGGUGUUUAAAGUCAUAAAUGACCCAAAUAUCUGAAAGACCGCCUCCGUUCCUACAGAUCCUCUCGGGUGUUAAGAUUGGCAGUUUCACCAACCUCAGAAGUAGAGACAAUGCCAAUGCAGGAGAGGGCCUUCUCAGUGGCAGCCCCUAAGUUGCAGAACUUGCUCCCUGCAGAGGUGCACUGAACACCAUAAUUAUUCAGUUUUCACUGUGCUAAAGACAUACCUAUACAUUUGACAGUUUAAAGUAUUUUUGUGGGACCAAUCAUGUAUACUUGCUGCAUCAAGAAUUGUUUUACUUCCCAUUUUUUAUAAUUUACAAACUGUUUCAUGGUUUUCAACUGUUUCAAAUGUUGUAACCUGCCUUGGGACCUUAUGGUUUGUAGGUAGGUUCUUUCUAUGAUUUUCAUCACAAGAAUGACUUGCAACAUAACACAGCAAUCAGCCUUCAAAGUCCUGUUUUAGUUCUCCAGAUGGAAAUGGCCCAAGAUGAAACGAAACAGCCUUGUUCAUACUAAAGGCUAUUAUACAACCAUUAUGUUAUGUACUAACAUAUAAGAGCUUCAAUUAUGUUAAAACACAUAUAAUUGUACCUGAAGACAGCAACUUCAAAAAAAAUAAUCUGCAAUUGCACAGCUUAGCAGCGUUCGCAGAAUAAUGGCCUCUCCCUUUGACAACAAAGCACAAACUUCAAUGGCAUUCAUGGGUGGAAAAAUUAAGUCACCUUGCAUUUUGUACGGCUGACAAGAAAAUAGAUUUCCACCAAGGUGUGUCACACUUUCAUCAGAGGCACCUGAAAUUUGCUAGCGCUUUCCAAUAACUUAACAAUGCAUGACUCAAAGGUAUACAUGCGCAAGAGCCCAGUGCUUCUGUGAGGUCCCAGUGUAGGCUUAUAUUUGGGAAAGCAUGUGUAGAGCAUUCCAGAGCUAGACUUUGGUGGCAGUGUAUGCUCCUCAGGAUCCAUGCACAUGCCCCAAGGGAUGGAUCCUGUGUCUUCCCACUCAGUUCUUUGUCAGUUACAACAAUAGCAUCAAAAGGCAUCUCAGGUGAAGGGCUGUGGAAUGUUCUAGGCUCAAUCUGUGGCAUCUCUGGGUAGGUUGAUGAAGGGUUGGCUAAGACACAGUGACUGGCCCAAGCUCAGUCUGUGAGCUCAGUGGGGACUGGAAUCCAAGUCUCCCCUGUACCAAUUUGUACUCUCAAAUUACCAUAGCAGAAGUAAAGGUAAGAUAAAUGCCCCCUGGACGGUUAAGUCCAGUCAAAGGUGACUAUGGGGUGUGGCGUUCAUCUCGCUUCAGGCUGAGGGAGCCGGCGUUUGUCCGCAGACAGCUUUCCGGGACAUGUGGCCAGCAUGACCAAACUGCUUCUGGUGGAAUGGGACACUGUCAGAAACCAGAGCACACAGAAACACUCUUUACCUUCCCACCACAGCUGUACCUAUUUAUCUACUUGUGCUGGCUUGCUUUCAAACUGCUAGGUUGGAAGAAGCUGGGACAGAGCAACAGGAGCUCACCCCAUCACGUGGAUUUGAACCACCAACCUUCUGAUUGGCAAUCCCAAGAGGUUCAGUGAUUUAGACCACAGUGCCACCCGUUCUGUAGGAAAAUUAGCUGUGUGGGGAAUUAGUGGCAUAUCAGUUUGAGGGUGCUGUUGUUCUCAAAUACAGGGAAAUAUUCUGACAUCGAACUCAUCACCUUGCUGGACAGUGCUACCCCUGUACAAAGCAUAGGAGGCAACAAGUUGACUGAUCACAGCCCUUAAAAGCACAGGAUUUAAGUUCCUUCUCUGCUGUUGCAUUCCUGGGUGGCAUGGAGUUAAGUGACUGCAUCCUCUAAAUUCCACCAGCGUAUUGUAUACAGAGACGAAACUUUCCCCCCAGAAAGAAAUUGUGAAGGUCAAGAGAACAGCUGCUAAGUGCUUUGCCAUUAAGUACUACUAAAUCUAAACAUUAACUUUUGUGGGCAGGCAUUGUACAGAUCCCCUGCCCAGAGGCCUAACAAUCUAGGGCUCACUAGAAGGAAGAAUGGAGAGUCGUAAAAAUUGAAAUAUGCUGACUAAUGCCCCACAAUGCCCAAAUGCACAGGAGACAAGAG